Drosophila persimilis is the source of this 1366-nucleotide messenger RNA. RefSeq names its product syntaxin-12 (gene Syx13). Gene Ontology annotation, cellular component: endomembrane system; SNARE complex; membrane. Gene Ontology annotation, biological process: vesicle-mediated transport; vesicle fusion; intracellular protein transport. The record is from RefSeq and is a predicted model, not a curated record. The coding region runs from base 30 to 875 and encodes 281 amino acids. Gene Ontology annotation, molecular function: SNAP receptor activity; SNARE binding. NCBI's taxonomy places the organism in Eukaryota, Metazoa, Arthropoda, Insecta, Diptera, Drosophilidae. The transcript has 2 exons.
GCAGCAGCAGCAGCAGCAGCAGAGCAGUCAUGUCCCAGGCCUUGAACAAUCCAACGGGUGGUGGUGCCCCGCACCGCGAUUACGGGGCAACGGCAGAGAGUAUCACGCCCGAAGUGAGCUUCGCCGCUCCAGGCGGCUCCUCUGGCUUCAGUCCCACAGAGUUCAUGUCCCUCAGCGAGGACAUUGGGCACAACAUAACGGCCGUGCUCAGCAGCACCAAGCAGCUGGAGAAGCAACUGAAGCUGAUUGGCACGCCCAAAGAUCUGCCGACGCUGCGGGACAAAGUGCACAGCAUCAAUACAAAGACGAACGCCAAGAUUCAGACCAUCACCGUGGACCUGCAACGCCUGCAGGGCGUCGUCAGGCACGGCGAUCGCCAGCAGAAGCUCCAGCUGGAGAAGCUGACGCGCGAGUUCCAUAGCGUGGUCGAGAAGUACUCCAACUUGCAGAGGCGGAUCUCAUCCGCAAUGCGACAGAGCUACCAACAGGCCCUGGGCUCCGAGCACGAGGCGGAGGUAUCUGCCCGAGCCGAGCUACUCCAGCAGCAGCGCCAGGAGCAGGCUGGUCUGCAGCAGGAGCACGACAUGCUGGUCGAGCGGCAUCGUCAAGUGGAGCAGAUCGAGUCUGAUAUCAUCGACGUCAACCAGAUAUUCACCAAGCUGAGUGGACUCGUGCACGAGCAGGGCGAGCAAAUGGAUUUCAUUGAGAACAGUAUUGAGCAGACCGCCACCAAUGUGGAGGACGGACAUUCGGAGCUGGCAAAGGCGGCUAGAAGUCGUCAGAGCUAUCGUCGCAAGAUUCUGAUCCUUUUAGUGAUUGCUGUGAUAAUAGGUUUAAUUGUAACUGGCAUUAUUGUUGCCAAAUUGAGCAGUUAAUUGUUUUAUUUAUACACAUAUACAAGCCCAAAACAUACACACACUCACACACACACACACACACACGCAUACAUAUAUGAGUAUAAAUAAUGAUUUUUGUAAAACAAUUUUUAUAAAAAAAAAGAAAAUUAUGAACGUUAAAAACUCUGUUUAAUCACCAAGUGAGCAAAGACAACAACAAAAGUAAGAAAAUCGAAGAGAACUAAACGGAAAUACAAUAUUUAUAAAUAUAUAUAUACAUAUACAUAUACACACACUCACACUCACACAAACAUACAAGGAUAAUGAAUCCCAUUUAACUGGCAUAUAAACAAAUUAUUCAGCGCUUUUAAAUGUUACUCAUUUCUUGUUAAAAAACGAUUAUUGCGAACAACUUAAGUUUGGCAUUGAAUGUAACCCCCCUUGUAUUUAGUUUAUUAGUUUAAAGCAAACAAAAUAUAUGUUAAAUAAUUCAAGUUAUAAUUAAGCGAGCCUGCAAUCGAAAAUAAACA